GUCCCGCAAUCUCACAAAGGGCCGGAAAGAGGCAGCCCUGGAGGAGGACCGCCGCGACGAGCAAGCGCGCAAUGGCCGAGCUCGCGAAGAUGCUCGGGCUCCGCGGCGUGAGGUCCGAGCGAAGGAGGAGUACCGCCGUGACGACCGCCGCAGGGAGGAGGAGCGCUACGACGAUCGCCGCCGUCCGCAGCGGGAGGGAGGAGGCCGCGAUGAUGGCCGCGGGCGUGAACGUGAUCCCUACCGCGAUGAUUACCGCCGCGACGAUCGCCGCCGCGACGAAGAGGAACGCUACGAGGACGAUCCUCGCCGAGGUCGAGACGAUGGUCGCGGUCGUGAGCGGGAUGGCUACCGUGGGAAGGAAGAGCACCGCCGCGACGACCGCUACGAAGAGGAUCGACGGGGACGACCAGGCCCAGGACCACGCCGCAACCGCGAG
Molecule: messenger RNA, 436 nt
Organism: Symbiodinium pilosum
Lineage: Eukaryota; Dinophyceae; Suessiales; Symbiodiniaceae
Source: the annotation of a GenBank genome assembly